Molecule: messenger RNA, 1255 nt
Organism: Pseudophryne corroboree (corroboree frog)
Lineage: Eukaryota; Metazoa; Chordata; Amphibia; Anura; Myobatrachidae
Gene: SNRNP48
Product: small nuclear ribonucleoprotein U11/U12 subunit 48
Exons: 9
Coding region: 190-1185 (331 amino acids)
Source: RefSeq, a predicted model, not a curated record
AGAUACCGCCACUGGGAGUGCCCGCCAUAUGUAACCCGUCUUUGCUCACUCACAACAACAGCCCCGCCUGCCAAGCAGCGGCCAGCCUCUUCCCCGCCUCCCCUUCCACGUUUCCCCCGCCUCUCUCUCUCUCACACCGCUCCUGGCAGACAGGAACGCUGUUCCGGGGGCUUCCGGUUUGUAGCCGCUAUGGAGGAGCUGGUUCCGGGUAGUCCCCGGUGCUUACUGCAGGAAUUAAAGAACUUCACGGAGCGGUGUCGGAGCCGCCUGGCUGACCUGCUGCAGGAGCUGGGCUGGGAGCAGGCAGACACACACGGAGAGCAGGAGACUGCAAUAUGUCCAUAUGAUGCUAAUCAUAGAAUGCCUAGAUCAUCUUUGGAGAAACAUGUCAUCGUAUGCAGACGGCGAAAGCUGGGCUACACGAAGGAAGAGGCAGAAGUCUAUGACUCUCAUUUUUACUAUGAGAAGGCCAAUGUAACAUCCAUUAUGCUAGAUAAAGAUAAGCAAUUUCAGGUAAUCAAAGACGCCAUGAAUAAUGCUGCUAGCACAAGUGAAGGUAGCUCUUGGGACAAACGUGAAUACUCUUCCUCACCUGUUGAAGUUCCUCUUACCCACAAGCGUGCCAUCUGUGACCUGACAUCUGCCGAUCGCCUGGCCAUUUAUGACUAUGUCCUACAGGAAACAAAGAAGCUGAGAUCUAUAGCCGAGAAAAAUGAAUCUGAUCUGUUUGAGGAUUUAACUUCAAAGAUCAACCAAGAUGAUGAGCAGAAGUGUCCAAAGUCCCACCUUGAAAUCAUGGCAGAAAUGAGGGACUACAAAAGGAGACGCCAGUCAUAUAGGGCAAAGAAUGUUCACAUAACCAAGAAGUCUUAUACAGAGAUAAUACGGGAUGUCAUUAAUUUGCAUAUGAAUGAGCUAAGCAGCAAAUGGCAGGAAGAAAUGCAUGACGAAGCCAACUCCACUAUUUCAUCAUCCUCUGUGAAAAGAAGGGAUCAGCAGCGCUCUCCGUCUGUGGAAUCCAGACAGUCUGCUGGAAGUCACAGGGACCAACAUCGAUCUGGGCGCAGGAGAGAGCGCAGCAGGAGUCCUCACAGACAUCGCAGUAGGGAUAGAGACAAAGAUUCUAGGCGCAAAAAAGACAAGAAUGAAGAUAGACACCACAAGCGAAGAAAGGACAAUGACUAGCUACUGUUACGGACUGUGAACCUUGCAAAUACAUUUUACAUUAAAGACUUAACUGGCAUUUUUAUUUUUA